AAUGGUGGAGCACCGUCCCGGCCCUCAACCUCCGGCCUCUCUCUCCUCCAUUCUCUCUCCACCUCUGCAUGCCAACCCAGCAACGCGCGCGGACCACCAACAACUAUUGACCAUUACGACGCGCCCCGCCCCGAUCGCCAUUCUCUUGCCGCGAUUCGGCUCUUUCCCCCAAGAAAUGGACAGCCGGAAUCAGGCGCCGCAGAAGUCCAGCAGCUUCUCCUCGGCCUCCAGCAACAAGGCCCGGGAGGUCGACCGCAACCUCUCCCUCGGCAGCCUCCGGCAUGGCGACCACGACCGGAUGGGCUCCGCCGGCGCCACCUGGGAGCAGAUCAAGGAGGAGUGCGAGGACGACGAGGAGGACGGCUGCGGCGACCCGGGCGUGUCCGAGUUGUCGGGGGAGAUCGACGCGUUUAUCGCGGGCCUGAACGGCCAAGCACCGCUGAGCCUCCCGGAGGCGACGCUCGAGAAGUUCGCCGCCGCCGUCGAGCUGCAGAUCGCGCACACGGAGAACUCGCGGGAUAAGUGGGCCAAUGGCGAGCCGCCGGUGCUUGCGGCUAUCGCGCGCAUUUCGGCCCUCGCGUCCGCGCUCGCCAAGAACCCGGAGGCCAGCAGCAAGUACGCCUCCGGCGCGCACCGGGUCACCGCCGUGCUGCAGCGUGCCAUGGCGUUCCUCGAGGACGAGUUCCACGCGCUGCUCGAGCCCAAGUCGGACACCUGCAAGUUGAUAAGACGGCCGCCUUCGUUCGAGCAAGGCGGACACGAGGCCGACCGGUGCGUCCUGCGGCCACCCGACACCGCCCCUGCAGCGGGGGAGCCCAAACCGCCGUACACGCCGGAGACCGUGGAGCGGCUCCGGUCCAUCGCCGACGUCAUGGUGGACGCCGGGUACGUGACGGAGUGCACGCAGAUGUUGCUGGUGGCACGCCGGAACGCGUUCGACGCGUCGGUGCGCGCGCUCGGGUACGAGAAGUCGAGCAUCGACGUCGUCGUGCGGAUGACGUGGGAGGCGCUGGAGACCGAGAUUGUGACGUGGAUCAAGGCGUUCAGGCACACCAUCAACGUGGGCCUCUCCACGGAGCACGACCUCUGCGGCCGCGUCUUCAGCAGCAGCCACGCCAGCGUCGGCAGAGGCGUCUUCGCCGACCUGGCCCGCUGCAUCAUGCUCCACAUGCUCAACUUCACGGAGGCCGUGGCCAUGACACGCCACUCCGCCGAGAAGCUCUUCAAGGUGCUCGACAUGUACGAGGCCGUCCGCGACUCAUCCCCGGUCAUCGACGCCUUCCUGUCCGCCUCCGCCGAUGACGGAUCCGCGAACGGCAACGCCCUGGCGGACCUCAAGACCGAGAUCGCGGCCGCACGUUCCCGGAUCGGCGAGUCGGCGGCCAGCAUCUUCUGCGAGCUGGAGAGCUCCAUCCGCGCGGACGCCGGCAAGCAGCCGGUCCCCGGCGGCGCCGUGCACCCGCUGACCCGCUACGUGAUGAACUACCUCAAGUACACGUGCGAGUACAACAGCACGCUGGAGCAGGUGUUCCGGGAGCACCGGCGGAACGACGCCGUGGACGGGGAGGAGAACAACCCGUUCGCGGCGCAGCUGAUGGAGGUGAUGGAGCUCCUCCAGGGGAACCUGGAAGGGAAGUCGCGGCUGUACAAGGACCCGGCCCUGAGCAGCAUCUUCCUGAUGAACAACGGGCGGUACAUGCUGCAGAAGAUCCGGGGGUCGCCGGAGACGAACGCGAUGCUGGGCGAGACGUGGGCGCGGAAGCAGUCCACGAAUCUGCGGCAGUACCACAAGAACUACCAGCGGGAGACGUGGAACCGGGUGCUCACCCUGCUCCGCGAUGACGGCGUGCUCACCGUGAAGGGCCAUGUGCAGAAGACGCUGCUCAAGGAACGGUUCAAGCAGUUCAACUCCGCCAUGGACGAUAUCCAGAAGACGCAGGGGGCGUGGGUGGUGAGCGACGAGCAGCUGCAGUCGGAGCUCCGGGUUUCCAUCGCCGCCGUGGUGGUGCCGGCGUACCGGUCGUUCCUGGGGCGGUUCGCGCAGACAUUCAGCGCCGGGAGGCAGGCGGAGAAGUACGUGAAGCUGAGCGCGGAGGACCUGGAGGGGAUCAUCGACGAGCUCUUCGACGGUAACCCCUCGUCCAUGAGUAGGAGGAGGACAUGAUAAAUACGUAAUAAACCCCAGCAGGAGCAAUUCAUCGAUCGAUUGUGUUUAAAAGGGAAUCGGAGGAGCAUUUGACCGAUCGGGCUAAUUCUCUGUUUAAGAAAUGUAUUAUUAAUUAAUCGUUUAUCGUUUUGUCUUGUUUUUUGCUGAUUAUAUUAAAGAAAAGAAUUUACCCUAAA
Molecule: messenger RNA, 2343 nt
Organism: Aegilops tauschii subsp. strangulata
Lineage: Eukaryota; Viridiplantae; Streptophyta; Magnoliopsida; Poales; Poaceae
Product: exocyst complex component EXO70C1-like
Biological process (GO): exocytosis
Cellular component (GO): exocyst
Molecular function (GO): phosphatidylinositol-4,5-bisphosphate binding
Source: RefSeq, a predicted model, not a curated record